Messenger RNA from Rubroshorea leprosula, 1596 nucleotides. The record is from the annotation of a GenBank genome assembly. NCBI's taxonomy places the organism in Eukaryota, Viridiplantae, Streptophyta, Magnoliopsida, Malvales, Dipterocarpaceae.
UUUUCUUGUUUUCUUUGUUUUAAAACACAAGAAGAGUAGCUACCACUCCUCCCCCCUACACUCCUAGCCAAAUAUUUAGCCUCCGCUCCCUUGGAAAAAGCAAUCUGAGCAGUACAGAAGCUUCCAGAUCAGGUUCUCCGGCGAGGACACCGUCGUCAUUUCAUUUUCCUUUCAGAUCCGUUCCAUCAUUCUCUUUUGCCGUCAGUCUUAAACCUCAAACCAGUGCUUUUUCUGCCAGAGGAAGAGUAAGAAGAGAGGAAUUCGGGAGAAGCUUGCUUGUGUUCUGGUGCCUUUUUUAUUCGAGCUGCUUUUGCGGUUGGCAAGAGCAUUGUUACACUUGUGAGAGGAGAAAAUGGAGAGGAGCACGCCGGUGAGGAAGCCGCACACAUCAACUGCAGAUCUGCUCACUUGGCCGGAAGCUCCUCCCGCCGAUUCCCCCUCCCCUGGCUCCGUCGCCCCCGCCAGGUCUCAUCAGCCGUCCGAUGGGAUCCGUAAGGUGGUGUUUGGAGGACAAGUGACGGAUGAGGAGUUCGAGAGCUUAAACAAACGGAAACCUUGUUCAGGUUAUAAGUUGAAGGAGAUCACUGGUAGUGGCAUUUUUGCAGUCAACGGAGAAGAUGAUUCUACGGAAUCAGGCAGUGCCAACCCUACUCCAAAUGCCAGAACUGGAGUACGCAUGUACCAGCAAACGCUUGCUGGAAUCAGCCAUAUCUCUUUUAGCGAGGAGGUGAGUGUUUCUCCCAAAAAGCCAACCACUUUGCCAGAGGUGGCAAAGCAGCGCGAAUUGAGUGGCUCUAUGGAAAGUGAGUCAGAGUCAAAGUUGAAGAAGCAGGUAUCUGAUGCAAAGUGCAAGGAGAUAAGUGGACAUGACAUCUUUGCACCCCCACCUGAAAUUUUACCCAGACCAACCAGUACACGUGCAUUGGCAUUGAAGGAUAACUUCAACCUUGGAGAACCUGAAGUACAUAAUGGAAAUAGCAUGUCUGGUGAGCAACCUAUGGUCAAGACAGCGAAGAAAAUUCCCAACCAGAAAUUUGCUCACCUUUCAGGAAAUGACAUAUUUAAGGAUGAUGUUCCUCCAACGUCAGCUGAGAAGCCACUCAGCACAGCAAAACUGCGGGAGAUAAGUGGAAGCAACAUUUUUGCUGAUGGGAAGGUAGAGGCUCGAGACUACCUAGGUGGCGUACGCAAGCCACCAGGGGGUGAGAGCAGCAUUGCUUUGGUGUAACUUGUUAGGUCUAACUCUGUUUAUUUUGUCAAGUGGUGUCUGGUUUUCAUGCUUACUAUUCAUGGUGGGGGUGUGAUUAUAUUAUUUGAUCUUUUUGUUGUGGGUUUUGGGAAUUAUGUUCUAGCCAUUUAGGUUUAAUUGUGGCAAAAAAAAAAAAAAAAGAUUUAAGGGUUUUAACACGUCAAUCAGAACCAUAUAUGGACUUUCUGCUAAUUUGGUUUGUUUGUCCAUAAUCUUGUGUUAUACAGUUCUUGUCUAUGGCCAAGCUGCAGCUUUUUGUUAAGUGAAAGUCUUGAGCUAUUUAGAUUUAAUUUUAUUGCAUCGACCAUAAAGCUGAGACUUAUUAUGGAUAAACGUUUUCCUAGAUC